ACUAACAAGGGGGACGGUUCACGGGAAGCUUCCUGGAGGAGGUGGCCCCUGAGCCCAGCCUUGAAGGAUAGCUGUGACUCUGAGAGUGAAAGGGCGCGCAGGGAGAGGGGGCAUUCCACACACAGGAGACAAGUGGCUUGGAAAAACUCCCAGGGAUCAGCUGGAGAUGCGCAUGGGGCGGCGCAUAGUCCCGGCCUCGGCUGGAUGCGGACGGAUGGUCCCGCAGACACCUCGGGGGCUGCCGGCCCGAGGCUCCCAGGAGCAUGCGCACAAGCCGCCUCGGGCCUCCGCACCGGGUUUCCCAGAAGCCCUUGCGGCCCGGGCGGCGGGAGGGAGCGCGGCCCACGCGGGACUUCCUUUCGCUUGGUUCUUUAGUCCUGGCGCCCUUAGCGUCCGUCUGGGAUCCGCUCAGGCCCCUGUUCAGCGCCGCCACAGAGGCCCGGCAGCGGACACCCCGCUGCUGAGAAAGGGCUGACGGCUGAGGAGUCUCAAUUUCCCCAGAGGUGAAAGCAUUGAGCAAAGCCAUGGCCCUUGUCCUUCUCCCUCCCGUGGCUCACCAGGCAUUGGUGACCUUCAAGGAUGUGGCUGUGGACUUCACCCAGGAGGAGUGGGGACGUCUGUGCCCUUCCCAGAAGGAGCUGUACAGGGACGUGAUGCUGGAGAACUACAGGAACCUGGUCUGGCUGGGUCAGAGAUUCUCUCCCAAAGUCCCAGGGCAGCUGCCUGCAGACACGAAACGUUCUGUCCUCUUAGGGACUUGCAGUUUCCAAACCAGAUGUGAUUUACCAGUUGGAGCAGGUGGAAGGCCCUUGGGUGCCUGAGGGAGAGGCCCCCGCAGUCAGCUGUCCAGAUUUUGAGACUAGACUUGACACCAAGCUGACCCCUCCAGAGCUGGACAUUUCUGUGGAAGUAUCAUCCCAGGAAAAAUUCUCAAG
Phascolarctos cinereus (koala) is the source of this 935-nucleotide messenger RNA. NCBI's taxonomy places the organism in Eukaryota, Metazoa, Chordata, Mammalia, Diprotodontia, Phascolarctidae. The record is from RefSeq and is a predicted model, not a curated record.